This is a messenger RNA of Arthroderma uncinatum, 1257 nucleotides long. RefSeq names its product secreted carboxypeptidase McpA. Gene Ontology annotation, biological process: proteolysis. Gene Ontology annotation, molecular function: zinc ion binding; metallocarboxypeptidase activity. The coding region runs from base 1 to 1257 and encodes 418 amino acids. NCBI's taxonomy places the organism in Eukaryota, Fungi, Ascomycota, Eurotiomycetes, Onygenales, Arthrodermataceae. The record is from RefSeq and is a predicted model, not a curated record. The transcript has 6 exons.
AUGCAGUCCAUCUUAAUCCUCGCCGCGCUGGUCGGCUCAGCGCUAGGUGGUGCCAUUCCAUCCCAGAGUCAGAGCGCCAACUACCAUGGAUACAAAGUCAUGCGCCUAUCCGGAGAAGACCCAAGCAAGAUCUCUAACAUUGUCAACAAGUUGGGGCUAGAGACCUGGAAAUUCCCCAAAACCUCGAACGCCAAUGUCGACAUCGUGGUCCCACCCAAGAAGAUCGACGAGUUCGAGAAGAUGUCUCUCUCCGCCGGUCUCAAGAAGCAAAUCAUGCAUGAGGAUCUAGGAAGAUCGAUUGCCUCUGAAAUGUCGUUCCGCCCUUACUCUUAUGGCAAGGCCAAUGACACCUGGUUCCAAUCGUAUCACGUAUACGAUGACCAUUUGAAGUUCAUGAACGACUUCCAAGCCUCCCACUCUGAGAAUGCCGAGAUCGUCACCUCUGGCAAGUCACACGAAGGCCGUGACAUCACUGGUGUCCAUGUCUGGGGAAGCGGCGGAAAGGGCUCCAAGCCAGCUGUUGUCUUCCACGGAACCGUUCACGCCCGUGAAUGGAUUACCACCAUGACCGUUGAAUAUAUCCUCACCCAGCUCUUCGACGACCAGGAGGCCGGAGCUGCUCUCCGUGAGAAAUUCGACUUCUACAUCUUCCCAAUUGCCAACCCAGAUGGCUUCGUUUUCACCAACGAGAAUGACCGCAUGUGGCGCAAGAACCGCGAACAGAACCAGGGAGGCUGCUAUGGAACUGACCUCAACCGUAACUGGCCCUAUGAAUGGGAAGGUGACGGCUCUACUACCGACCCAUGCUCCGAGACCUACAGGGGACCCUCUCCCGGAUCCGCCCCUGAGACCAAAGCCAGCACCAGCUUCAUCAAGGGCCUUGCUGAUGGAGCAGGACUUAAGAUGUUUGUCGACUGGCACUCAUACUCUCAGCUCUUCAUGACCCCCUAUGGAUACAGCUGCUCUGCUCGCGCACCAAAUGACGAUGUCCUCCAGCAAAUGGCAAGCUCUUUUGCUGACGCCGUCAAGGCCGUCCAUGGAACCAGCUUCAAAACCGGGCCUAUCUGCAGCACCAUCUACCAAGCCAACGGUAACUCCGUCGACUGGGUUCUUGACGAGGUCAAGGGUGAAACCGCCUUCGCUGCCGAACUUCGUGACACUGGCAUGUACGGUUUCGUCCUUCCUCCAGACCAGAUCAUCCCAAGCGGUGAGGAGACUUGGGCCGGUGUGAAGGCCAUGUUCAGCAAACUUGAGUAA